This is a messenger RNA of Symbiodinium natans, 7230 nucleotides long. The record is from the annotation of a GenBank genome assembly. NCBI's taxonomy places the organism in Eukaryota, Dinophyceae, Suessiales, Symbiodiniaceae.
AUGGCCGCCCGUGCUUUGAAUGCGGCGGAGAUCCGCCGCUUGGUAGAUGCCACUGUUGGGGAGCGACCUCUCCCUUUCGUCUACUUCCUGGACACCACGGAGCCGCCGGCUUGGCGGGCUACUGCUUUUCUGCUUCGACACCGUGCAGGAGGUUUCUUGGCCAUUCUACCAGCCGACGAUCAGGUUGCCGAACAGUUGGCAGUUCUCGCAGACGAGGGGUCACCUACUCCACUGCUGUACACCGAAGCGGACUUGCCUGCCGAGACCCCCAGGCGGCGGUCAGUCGGCCCGGUUGGAGCCUUCAUCGUGGACGCAUCCUGGGCCUCUCUGCACUUGUUCCGCCGAGCCACUUCUCGAGCUGCAGGCGCUCAACUGCUACCCACUGUGGCUAUGACAGGGCCAGAUGGCCAGGUGGUUCGUCCCAUCUCCGAGACAGCACAUCAGGCCGCCGACAUCUGGAUCCGAGGAGCUACUUCUGGCGAAGCCGCCCCACCAGCUGCCGAGCUAGCAGAGUACCUCACGGCCGAGAGCCAACUUGGAGAUGGGGAGGACGAGGCAGACGAAAGAGCUGCAGGUGCCGAAGGCGAGCAAGUGGUCGACCAGGUUUCCCAGCUACAAGCUCGCAUCCGCGAGCUCGAGCAAGCCAAUGCGCGACAUCCUGCUGUGGUUCCUCAGGAGCCAGCCCGACGUGGUGCCCGAGACCUCUUUCCCGAUCCCGGUCCUGGAGCUGCUUUGCCAACACUGGACGCCUCAGCCUGGGCCGCUCUUCGAGCUGCUGCCGGUGCUGCGCCACCACACCUUGCACGUCACGAGCGCGCCCCUCGAGCCGAGGCCUCCCAUGUCUCCGACAAUCUGCUUGCAGAGCUAGAGUUGGGAGCCACCGAAGACGCGCUUGGGUCGCCGCCUUCUACCAUGGCUCUGCACCGACUGUUGUUAGCUCAGACUCAGUUGCUCACUCAACUUGCCCAGUCAAAGGAGAAGGACCCGAUCAGCUCAGCCCUAUCUGGUGCAAAGGAGGACACAGGCCUCGGAGGGCGUGGUUCAGCCGCUCGAGACGCUUUCACCCGCCUCCUGACGGACGACCAGACUGUUGCCAACGCUAUCCGUCGUCUUGGUGCCGAGUCCCUAGGCCUGGACGUGGAGCAUCCCCCUUCGAAUUUGAUGAGGCAGUUCGCAGAGAAGAAGCUACCGUCAGCAGACCUCAAAUUGGUCACUUUGGUAGCUCGCAUGGCAGCUCAUGCUUGGCAGGUGGGUCGAGAGACGCAGAAUGUAGCGCUCGAAGCUUGGAUGUCCAGACUACUGCUGUUCCUGGAACAAACUGCUGUGGAGCAAGGUCGAACGCAGCUCUCGUGGCUAUUAACGGGGCUCCCAGAGCCCAAUUAUUCCGCUUUGGCCCGCCGCCGAAGCGGGGUACGACCAUUCGCUCAGCUAUGCCCAAGUACCUGGAUCACAGCAAAUGUAGCGUAUCUGAAAGAGAUGGAGUGGGUGCAGAAUCGCCUCACCGCGGGCCCAGCAACUUUCGACCCGGGGGCCUCCGACUCGAGAACCCCCUUCACCGGCGCCAAAGAGCAAAGAACGGACGAAGCAACGCCAGCUGGCGCCUAUGCCUGGACGUCAGCUCAGCACUCAGCUUUGGAGACCCUGGAGCGGUUGACCGCCCAUUUUGUCUCAGCCGAGCCAUUGUCCGUUGAGGGCCCGAAUGGCUUUAACGACUUGGUGGGUCAAUUAGUUUCCUCGCUGCAUGAGUCUUGGGGAUCUUACGCAGGCUCCGGGGUUAAAUGGACUUUGCCUCCUUCAUUUGACCCAGUGCCCUUCUUGAGCGAUCCUGUGGUCAAAGCCACGUACAUCGAACCCGACACAUUGCGGGCUGCGCCUGAUGAGUGGCCGAAGCUGCCUGCAGCAAGAGUGCAUGCUGAUCGUCACGAGUUGCUAGCCCUGGCUGCCAAAUGGGAUUCCUUCGAGGCCCUUCAGUUGAUUCCAGUGGGGCUCGUUGAUGAGCAUGAGGUCAAGCAUUUGAAGUGCUUCCAAAAUGCCCCCAGCAGUGAUUUCUACUUUUUAGCCCUAGGGGCUUUAGCAAUGGGAGACAGCAUGGCUGUGGAAUGCGCCCAACAGGCCCACUUUAAUGUCUUAAAUGAACUUGCGCACUGCAUGCUCCCCCAUGAACGGGUGUCCUACCGUUCUCCGCUUCCGCGAUCGCCAGUGUGGGAGUUCCUUGCAAUCGAUGAUCAUUUCACAGCCUCGGUGCUCUGCAAGAAGACCCAUUCUCUCAGCACGCCUGCCCGUGACACAGCCAUCUUCAGCGCUGCAGAGGUGGCCUACCAGACCGUCGGCCUUGUGCAACACCCUCGGAAACGUCAGAGGCACAAGGUCUACCCUCUUAGCCGCGCCUCAGUCAAUGAGCUCAUGGCAAUGUGCGUGUUGGCUCCCACCUUCGUUGCUGACCUUCGUGCCAAGUACGUGGACUCCCUCUUUGCCAUGGACGCGUCGCCCAACGGCGCGGGACUUGUUUCGGCUCCGCUGCCUCCAGGGGUGGCUUCUGAACUCUGGCGACAUUGCGAGCAACGGGGUCAUUACACCAAACUGCUUGGUCCUGCCUCUGCGCUCCUGGAAACCAUGGAUGUUGAUGCUGAACCUGUCUUCGGCGACCGUGCCACCGCCUCCGUGCCCAGUGUCUUUCCCUUGCACGCUUCGCUGCAAGAGGGCGUGCUCUUUGACUGCGUGGAACUUUUUGCUGGUUGCUCGAACUGGAGCUAUGCUCACUCCCAGGCGGGUCUCUCUGUGCAUCCAGGUGUUGAUGUGUCCGGGCGCGUCUUGCGCUUCAUGGAUGUUAGUUCCAACAAUGUGCUCCAUGAGCUUCUUAGCCUCGCGCUCCGGAAGGUGGUUCGCGAGUGGCAUGCUGCGCCGCCAUGUCUAACUUACGGCACGCUCAGGCGUCCGCGCCUCCGCUCUAAAAUCCAACCUGCGGGCUUCAACCCCAAGGAACCCCUAACCUAUGCCCAUAACCAAUUAGCCAUGCGCACAGCCUUUCUCAUGUCCGUGAUCGCCUCUCUUGGGGGCUUUUACAGCGUCGCGCAACCGGGCUCGAGUGUCAUGUUUUAUAUGCAGUGUUUUGUGAGGCUAGCGGUCUUGGGGUCGGUGUUAGUGAGGUUCUGUGCCUGCAGCUUUGGUGCGCCUUUCAAGAAGCCUCACCAGUGGCUCACAAACAAACCUUGGCUUCUUCAGUUGAGUGGCCCCUGCAACUGCGGUAAGGGUUCUAGGCAUUUCAUAGUCGAGGGCACUUUCACUGCUGCGCGUGUUGCCGAGUUCAGCAAGCUUUGCAGGCCAACUCCAGAGGCUGUGUUCGGCCGCACUCCUCGGGUUGGUGAAAGUGUCUCGGCCUUCUCUGCGAUGUAUCCCUUAUCACUGGUGCGCCGCAUGGCAUCAGGCAGCUUGCAGUCCAAGUUGGGCCAAGUCCCGGUCCUUCCUUUGUCCGCAAGACAUGCUACCCUUAACACCUUGACUUUAGGUGGUUUAGGUCCCUUGCCCCCUUGCGACCCUAGUGAAGGUUUAAAGCCAGAGCCACGUCCCUUCUAUGAAGAUCCCGAGUGGGUCGGUGAGCUAGCUGACAGCCUGGAGUUCAAGGAGCUCCUACGCUACCGUUUCGGGGGCGAGAAUCACAUCAACAUCUUGGAGACAAGGUCCUACAAGACUUGGCUGAAGUGGUGCUCCACUCGGCACCCCAAUAGUAGGCUUUUGGGUCUGAUCGAUAGCCGGGUGUUGCUAGGCGCCGCCUCGAAAGGCCGUUCUUCAAGCCCUGCACUUUGUCACAUCCUCCAGUCCGCACUCCCCUACGUGCUCGGAUCCGGUUUGUAUCCCGGGGGGUUGCAUGUGUACUCUGCGCACAAUCGGAGCGACGGGCCCUCUCGCAACACCAGUGUUGCUCCUCCGACGAAGGAGCGCCCGCUCUGGCUUGAAGCUUUAGCCAAAGGUGACACCUACUUGUUCGACUUGUGCCUUGCAGCCUCACACGUCCCCCGUGUCGCAGGCCGCUGGCUGCGUCUUCUUUUGCUUGUUGCUGGCGACAUCGAGAGGAAUCCAGGUCCUUCCAGCAGGCUCCGGCCAAGAGGCCCUCUCGACUUAGAGUCAGGCUUCGCGACCUCGACCAAGCACAAGAUGCGGAAGGCCCUUGAGGCAUUCGUGGUUUGGCUUGAGACUGAGAUGUGUCUUCAGUUCGCUGCUGUUAUGUCGGCGUCACAAUCUGCAGCGCUCGCUUUGCGUGCUUAUGGCUUGCAUCUGUAUUCGGCAGGAUACCCGAGGUAUCUCUAUGUGUAUGCCAUCACGGCAGUGCAGGAUCUUCAUCCCCAACACCGAAAUCAGCUAACGCCUGCGUGGCAAGUGGAUAAAAAAUGGCAAGCAGCGGAACCAGGCGAAUGUCGUCCGGUCAUCUCCCAGCCCAUAGUGCAAGCGGCAGUAACACUUGCCCUUUGCUGGGGCUGGAAUGACUGGGCUUGCCUGACUCUCAUUGGUUUCCUCUGCAUGUUGCAUCCCGCUGAAAUGAUCCCACUCACACGCCGGGAUCUAGUCCUUCCUUCCGAUGCCAUGUCUACAGAUAUGCUAGCCUACGUGCACCUGCGUAAUCCCAAAACGCAACGGUUCGCGCGCAGACAGCACUGCCGCUUGGAGGACCCCUUAACACUUCGAUUCUUGAUAUCUCAGUACGAGCAUCUCCCUUUGGAUGCCAAACUCUUCAGAGGCUCUAUGCACAUGUACAGGACUCAGUGGAACGCCAUCAUGCAGCGCCUGGGAGUGCCUCACACCCUUUCACAGAAGGGUGCCACCCCAGGCGUGCUCAGAGGGAGCGGUGCGACUUUCCUAUAUCUCGAGACCGAAGACAUUAGUCUUGUCGCAUGGAGAGGACGAUGGGCCAAAAUAAAAACAGUCGAGUUUUAUCUACAGGAGGUUGGUGCACAACUCCUUUUGCAGGAACUCCCACGUUGGGCGCGGGACCGCAUUAGCGUUCUACGUCGCUAUGCUCGACCGCUGCUCCUUCUGUCCAUAGCCUCAAAUCAAGCCCUCCUAGGCUUCUGGGCAGCCCUCACCCGGCAGGAUCCGCUUCGCGGCACGCUUCUUCUGGUCUUGGCCUUUGCCCCUCUCGCCGGAGUAAUGCACGCCCUCCGGAGGAACCUCGCAAAGAAGCGCCAGGUGUGGCUUUCAACCUCGGGAGGGCCAAGCCAGGUCUUCGAUGCCCUGGCAACCUUCGAGCUGGCGGACGCAAGUUGCCGACUGGCCUCGGAUCAGGACUUCAUCUACGCCGCCAUCCAAGAGUGGUACGGCAGCUUCGACGCUUUCACCGCGCAUGUGCGCGGGCCACUCCGUGACGAGCUGCUGGCCGACAACCUUCGCGCCUCCCUCCCCUGGCACCAUGCCGUGCUCAUCACGACCCCGUGGAUCAGCCUGGGGAUGGAUUUUCUGGCGGCCAUCGUAAGGGCAGGAGCUCCGGUUCAUGUUAUUCUCUCCUGGACCUUCAGCCAGAGCCUUGGACUCUUCGCCUUUUGGGGAGUCGCUUCUACACAGUUUGCCGUGCUACUUUGUGACCGGUGCCCGCUACAAACGAACACUUUCUGCUCCGUGGCAGUCUCCCUCUUGCUCUUUGUGCUGUAUCUCGUAGUGACCAUCGCUGGUCCUUACAGCCGCACAGCCUACCUUGACAAAAUCAGGGACGCAGGGCUUCGUGUUCUCCGUAUCUUCAUCAGCGCGACGGAGGCGGACUACAAGUACAGCGGCUCGCAGGCCGUGGAAGACAUCGAAACGAAGAAGGUGGGUUCCUAUGACGACCGCAUCCUCUCCUUGGUCGACGACUUGAUGCUCGAGGCUCACGAGCGUGGCAUCAAGCUGGACAUCGCCCUACAUGAUCGCUACUCUCUGGGCUGCUGGCGUACGGACGCCUAUGUCACAACUUAUGACCUUCCGAGCGGCUGCUGCAAGUGCAACGUAACCCUGAACCAAGUGGACCGGUUCUACACGGAGCCUGAAAUCCAGGUUGCCUUCGAUGCGCGCCUGGCGCACAUCUUACAGCACAAGAAUCCGCAUUUCGGCACCCCCUGGGGCCAGCUGCACCAGGUCGUCGCAUCUUUCGCUCCUCAAAACGAAGCCCAAGGCCACAACGAGUUCGUGGACAAAGGCUGGUGGUGCCGCCGGGCGCAGGUCAUGAAGGACAACAUGCACCCAGACAUACCGAUCUCUACAGGGGGCUCCAUCGGGCUGCUGGAUGCUCUGUAUCAGCAGCUCUACGUGUGUCCGCAGAUCGAUGUUGUCGACAUCCAUACCUACACCGACGAUGCCGACUAUGUCAGACGUGUGGGGCAGGUCUCGGUCACUUGGGCGAUGACGCAAAACAAGCGGGUGCGUCUCCAGGAGUUCGGGUCCAAGGGGAACGAUGCACACAAGGCCAAGACCAUGCUCCCGCUCAUCUACGCCGCGAUCGAGGUUGGCCUUCCAUUCAUGCCCUGGCAGCUAGUGCAUCCAGAGAGCACCACGGACUACGAGUUCUGGACACAAGGGGACUACUGGCGCGGGCUGUCGGCGCUAAGCCAGACUGCACACGACAACGUCACGGUGUUUUCGUGGCCGGAGCUGAACCUCUCCAGCAGCAGCAUGCAGCUCAAGCCUGACUGGCAGCUCUGCGUGGUCAACGCAGAGUGCGCUUCCGGCUGCUGCAGCAACGAGUUCAGCGACGACAAGAAGUACAAGUGCACUCCUGGAGGUAGCCAGUGCACAGGCAACCGGCUUGCAGACUGGGUCUGGUGCACUCAGAGCAGCGAGUGUGCCUGUGGUUGCUGCAGCAGUGAGUACAGCGACGACGGCCGGUACAAGUGCACGCCGGGCGGUGCACGAAGGCUCUGUGGCGUGGCAGUUGCAGGGAAUGACGAUCCCUGCUACGAAAACGGCAACUGCGCCAGUGGCUGCUGCUCCAGCGGGCGCUGCGUGGCCCGUGCGCCCCCGUUUCAAUGUGACAGGCUGCAACGGCGGCCCAACAACUGGAGGUGGCGCCGCCUCCGUCGCCGCCUGCGCCGCCACCGCCGUCGCCGUCGCCUCCAUCAUGCUAAUCCCAAGUAUCAGCUUGAAGAUCCGAUGCUGCUACUUCAGCUGAGCAGGCAACAGGCUGGCUUCGUGGAUGCUUCGCCCUCUUGGGCACAAGUGCAGGGGAAGUUGGCGCCAACUGCGCGCCGAAGUGCAGGCAACGAAUGUUGA